Argentina anserina (silverweed cinquefoil) is the source of this 650-nucleotide messenger RNA. RefSeq names its product eukaryotic translation initiation factor 1A-like. Bases 52 to 480 code for a protein of 142 amino acids. Gene Ontology annotation, cellular component: cytoplasm. Gene Ontology annotation, biological process: translational initiation. Gene Ontology annotation, molecular function: translation initiation factor activity; RNA binding. Lineage: Eukaryota; Viridiplantae; Streptophyta; Magnoliopsida; Rosales; Rosaceae. The record is from RefSeq and is a predicted model, not a curated record. The transcript has a single exon.
AACGAACAAACAAGACCAAGAAAGAAGUAGAAGAAAAACAAGAACAAGAAGAUGCCGAAGAACAAAGGAAAGGGAGGCAAGAACCGCAAGAGGGGAAAGAACGAAGCCGAUGACGAGAAGAGAGAGCUCCUCUUCAAAGAAGACGGCCAGGAAUACGCGCAGGUCACGCGCAUGUUAGGCAACGGCCGACUGGAAGCCAGGUGCCAUGACGGCGUUACCCGCCUGUGUCACAUCUCGGGAAAGUUACAUAAGAAGGUCUGGAUUGCCGCCGGUGACAUUCUCCUUGUCGGUUUAAGAGACUUCCAGGAUGGCAAGGCUGAUGUCAUCCACAAGUACAUGCCUGAUGAGGCCCGUUUACUCAAGGCUUAUGGGGAGCUGAACGACACCUUUAGGCCUAAUGAGGGCGGUGACGAUGUCGACGAGGACAACAGCGACGGUGAUAACAUCGCAUUUGAGGACGUUGAUGUUGAUAUAAUUUGAGUCCUACUCCACUGGGAUCAUAUUUUGUAGUUAAAUUUGUGAGGUUUGGUUUUUAUUAUGUCGGUUCCAUCAGAAUUAUUGAAUGUUAUAGUUAUUAAACGUAUUCGAUCAGAGGUAAGAUAGGGUUUAUAAUUGUUCGAUUACAUAACAUGAUCUUGCUAGCCUCAGUG